CAGAAUUGCAGAUCCAAAGGAGGUAACCAUUUCUGAGGCAUCUGAGACACGUUGGAAGUCUGCACUCUGGAAGUUAUACACAAAUGGGCACACUCAUGGACAAGAUGGGAAAAUAAAUGCCUCAAGAAGCUGCACAGAUUGCCCCAAGACUCUCAGGAGAUACCUCAGUAUACACUGCCCACAGUUAAGAAACCACGACCUGAGACAUUGUUUUGAAGAGGUGAAAAUGCCUCCACUCAAGUGGCCCAGGAGCGUGAUCCAGGAAGACGAACACACAGAACCAUCUUCUGCAUUGUUUGAAAAUUCAGUGGAAACUAGUGUGGGGAAAGCAGUCAAGCCCGCGCGGAGCGAUUGUGAGGGGCUCUGCUGGAAUUUGGCAGCGCGGAGGCUUGGAGAGAAGCCCCAUGCUGGCUCCCAUUCAGCCGGCCCGUUUUCCUCGAGCUUUGGAAGUUUCACUCAGCCGUGCACUCAAUGGCUUCACAAAGCUGAUUACAAGCUUCAGCGCAUUCCUGAAGGAGCCAAAAGCGACGCAGGUGCAAACGAGCCGAGGGAGCCCCUUAUCCCGGUGACAGAAUGGGACAAGCUGGGAAAGGCUUGGACCACACAAAUCCAAGGCUCACCAGGCAGCAGAAAGCCUGCCUUGGGAACCGGGGGUCAUUAUCCGCCCUAUUCAGCGGGGCCCAGGGACCCUGGGGGCCGAGCGAGGCCAGCCCGGGCGGGAGCACCGCCGCCAGCGAGCGCCGGCGACAGGGGGGAACCCCGCUGGGCGCUGCGGCCAGGCCGGGGCUCAGGGCGCUGGGCUGUGCGUUUGCACAAAUCUGUGUUCCGGCGGGCCGGUGUCAACCCUAGUGGGGACACGGGAGAAAGAGCACGCCAGUAGGCCACGCGGCGCGUGGGCAGUGCGCAACUUCUAUCGGCGUCCAGGCUGGACGGCCACGUUUCAGCCGGUGCCCCCAGGCCAUGGACACCCAGCUCCAGGGUCGCUCUGCGCCCUUUCUCCCCAGCCCACCUUUCCCAUUGGUCCCCUCUCCUGUCCGAGUGGCAGCGCGGCCCCGCAGGGAGCGACCCCGGGAGGGACAGUGACCGCACGCGUGGAGUGGGGACGGCGGGGCACAGGGCCGUCGUCUAAGAGUGUUCGCAUGGCCGAGGACGCUUUCGCUGCGAGUUUGGGGUCGAGGGGCAGUUCCCUCCCGGAGUCAUUAACUUCGUCUCCUCGUGCUCAGGGACCAGCAACUUGGUGCUGCGGGCGCCAGAAAGAAAAGGGUAGCGCCUCGCGGAGCGCGCGGGGGAAGACGGACUGCAGCAGCGGGACGCGGGGGCGGGAGGGGCGCAGCGGAGGGGAGCGCUGGGCGGCGGGGAGCGCUCGGGCAGCCACCCUGUCCCCGUCUGGAGCCCCGCGCUGCGUCUAGGAGGGCGCAACACGCAGUCCCCGCGGGGGCCAGAGCUCGGAGCCCCCUAGUGCAUGCCCCCUCUCCUCGCGCCCUGUCGAGGCCUCGGCCCUGCCUGCCGUGCCCUGGGCCUGGUUGUGCCCGGGGGUCCCCGCGGGCAGGGCGCGGGGCAGGCAGGGCGCGCGCGCCGACGCUCUUUUGUCUGAUAACUAAUUUGAGUUAAUGCGAUCUUUAUGUAAAGCUAACAGCGGAUAAUUGUCUAUUUUCUCGCCAACAGUCUCCAUCACAAUCACUUAUCUGGAAACCUGCGGUUGGAUUAAUCGUUAUAUUCCCGAGAUGAGCGUUGCUGCAAUCCGCAGCGAACGCGGGUAGGGACCUGGAGACGCCUCCCGGGCGCUGGCGGGGCCGGUGUGGGCCAGCUCCGCUACCGCCUGAGACGCGGUGUGCCCAGGUGUUGGUGCCUGCGGGCGAGGGCUGUGGGACGCCUUCCCCAGGACUUGCUUGACUUGCUUUUCGCUCGAGUGGGUGGUGCGCGGGUGCGGGAGGCGGAGGGAGGAGGAGGGGUGAGGGGAGGAGGGCCUGUGGGGCUGCGGACCCGGAGCAGCCUGGGUGGAGCGCGGCCUCGGGAGGCCCUGGGUGCAUUGCGGCGGGGCCUGGGGGGCCCAGGCGCUGGAGGAGCCGUCGGUGCCGGAACGCAGCGUGUUUCACUUGGGAGAAACGUUGCCCUCGGUCCCUUGCCUCCCUCCUGUUGUCUCGGUUUUUCUGGCUUCGUCCUUCGUCCCACCCACCCGUUGCCACUUCAGGUCCCUCCCCCAGGAUCCCCUCCUUAAGGAUCCAGGUCUCUGAAAAUUAUUGGCAACAGUUACACGCCCCACGAUUGAAAUCCGCAAGAGAAGAGUCCCAGUUCUGCAGGCCGCUCCAGGGCUAGGGGUAGAGAUGGUGGCAGGUGGUGCGUCAACUCUCUAGGGAAGAGGAACUUGCAUUACAAAGACUUGUCUUUCUGAGCUGAAGUCAAAACAGGGGCGUCAAGCGCGCUCCGUUUGGCGGCGGUGGAGGGGCCGCGCGCCCGCGCUGUCCCAGCCGGAGCUGCCCUGGCUGGUGAUUGGAGGUUUAACGUCCGGGCUUCAGGCGCUUCUGCAGCUCAGAUUUGCCGGCCAAGGGGCCUCAGUUGCAACUUUUCAAAAUGGUGUUUCUGGAAAAUAACAAAUUCAGACUCAACUGGUGACAGCUUUUGGCUAUAGAGAAUGAAACUGCUUCCCUUUGGCGGUGGAACUCUUAAACUUCGAAGAGUGAAAGAAUACAAUGAAAUAAAAUGCCAUAAGAUCACUGGAUUUUUCAGAAAAAGGAAGACCCCAAAUUACUCCCAAAAUGAGGCUUUGUAAAUUCUUGUUAAAAAUCUUUAAAUCUCGAAUUUCCCCCUACAACAUCUGAUGAGGGCUUUAAGAGGAAACGAGCAAAUCCCACCUCGAGAAUCAACAAACCCAAGCUCUGGCCAAGGCUCUCCCCGCGUUUUCUUCUCGUGACCUGGGGAAUGUCCCGCCCCAUCGCUCACCUGGCUCUUGUCAUCUCGCUCAUCUUGAAGUGACCCGUGGACAAUGCUGCUCCCUGCCGCAGCUCCGCCGGUCACUCAGGCAGAACGGGGUAUGCAAAUGGCCUGGAGAGGCCGAGGCCGAACACUGCGCCCAUUGUCCCGGGCGCUCAAAGCGCCGAGCAGCUGCGCAGACUUUCUGGGCUCGGACCCUCGGCCGCCACGCUAAUGUCAUCAUUGCAAAACAUCAGAUUUUGAGAACUAUGCAGUCUGAAUUCAUUAGCAGCCUUCUUGGCGAAGGUUCUUUUCCCCGUGACAAGUUUCAAAGUCCAGACCCCCUCCAACGUUGGUAGGGGUAGGAAGAGGAGGAGGGGCCCAGGGAGGGGGGGUCUUUCGCAAGUGGGGCCUCGGGGGAUCCCUGCUCUCCUUCUGGUGCAUUCCGCAACUUUAAAAGCCUUCCCUGGGGUUCUGAGCGCGGAUGUCUGACUCGAAUGACCUGAGAUUUGGACAUAUUCCCGUUUUCUCCCAAGUGUUGCUUUAAUGUUGCGAGUUUAAAUUCACUGAAAGAGGCCCAGAUACCAAGUCGAGUGAAUUUCAUAGACAUCAUCUUCUGUUUUAAUGAUCGCGGCAGUGAUCGUUUCUGAAGUCAUACCCUUUAGGGUGAACUCACAACAAUGCAUGUCAGAGAGGCUGCGCGCCCUAAAGCAAAACAGUUAAAACAUGAGGCCACGCUCCUCAAACUGCAGGAUUGCAAGCAGCUCACAAACUUCCAGUCCCCACCCCAAGGCGAGGAGAGUCUCAGUGACUUGAGGACCUGCUUGCACUCCUGCUUUCCACGCCCGGUCCCCUACCCGCACCUGCCCAAGUGGUCUGGUUCCUCUAGAAUCUGGACGGUGGGGAGGGGUGCUCCUGAUGCCCCGGGAUGGGUGCAGGGCGGGGACCAGCGAGCGAGACACAAGGGCGCUAGAACCCAGGAGCGCAAACCACCUUUAGGGCCUGAGGGACGCAGAGGCGGGUGCAGUAGUGUUUCUCAGAUUCGUGGGAGGCCGCAGGCGCCAGCAGAGGCAAUUUUCCUCCCCUGAGCAAUGCUAGUUCUCCUCAGGCCCAGGAUCUCCACUAACGUGUCCUUCCACCUCCUCACAGGACUCCAAGCUGCUGUCCCCUCUCUGCCGCAUCUGAGGCUGGAAAAACUUCCUAGGAGAAGGCAAGAGAAAGCCACCAGACCAGAGCCGAGGACUAAACUUUAAGGUCGAAGACGGCAGAGGGGCAGGUUCUCCCCUGCACACCCCAAGGCCUCUCCUGCACCCGCGAGGCCUUCCUUGAGCGUCCAGGCCCCCGAAAUGCCUGCCCUCCUUCUGACAAAAGGAGGGGGUAGGAUGUGGAGGGGUAGUGCAACCAAUAAUGUUUUUGUAAACACAACAACAGGGAGGAAAUCUAUUUAUUGGGUGUGUCAUUUUUGGUGGGGGGCGGGAUUGAAAGUGGAGUCAUCUAGACCCAGGAAAAAGCUACGGGGUGGGCGGGGUAAGUGGGGGACUCUUGGUAAAUGUGGAUAAUUUUGAACUGGAACACCAUUUUGUUUCCUUCCUGGAGAAUUGUAUGAUGUGGCCUGAAGGCUCUGGAAAGUCACAGAUCACACCCGGCAGGAGGUUCUUCAUGUGUGCCAGCCCCUGGCUGGGCCUGGGCAGCCUUGCCCCCAUCCUCUGGCCCCAGCUCCUGCCACCGUUCCUGCCACUCCACCUGCAGACAAGGCUGCCAAAGGCUAGGAACAGGGCUCCAAGCCAGAGGCCGGCUUUUUGGAGAUGUGGCUGUGGGAGGGGAAUUCCUGGAAGUUGCAUAGAGAGGGAGUUUUUGCCAGCCUGGGUCACUGAUGGCCAGUCUGGGUCACUGAUGUCUCCCCAGGGGUGAGGGGACAGUGCCUGGCUAAUCGUGGGUUUCAAAAUCUGUCUGUUGAGGGGAUGCAGAGGUCAUCGUUGGGGGGGUGAAGCUGAUGGUCCACGGAAGCUCUGGGCACAGGUUGGACCUCUUUCCUGCAUAAAGAACCCUCCAGGGUGCCCAGUGGUUCUGGCCAGCGCCAGAGCCAGUGACGGUUGGCUUGUUCUGGCCUUCCUCCCCUUCUCACACAUGCAUUCUCUUGCACACGUGUCACACACAUUCCUACACACUCAAAUUCUCACUCACACAAAUUCUCACACACACAAAUUCCCAGAAUCAAUCUCCCACACACACAUCCAAGUCACACACUCAUUCUUACAUGCGAUUCACAGAUUCACACGAUUCACAGAUGCAACAGACUCACAGGCAUUCACUCUUACAUAUGACACAGUUGCACACUUGUGCGCGUGCACGCACACACACACACACACGCACUGCAAUCCCCUUGCAUCUCCACAGUGUCGAAGGCUGGCUGAACACCAAGGCGGCUCUUGGUGGCAGGACUUCUCAUGGGAGGGAAAGUCACAUAGCUGGAAGGUUACUAGCUUAGGGACAUAAUUUCCUUGUUGACUAUAAUCUCCUUAUAGAAAUUCAACAACUAUAGCAGAAAAUGGAGAACAAGGACAUUUUAUUUCUCAAAGUCAACAGUUCCUUUUCUCCUGCAGCUUUGGAGCAGGCUCCUGCCUGAGGCUGCUGAGGUGCUCUGGGUUCUCGCUGUUUUCAGCCUCCAGGUUCAGGCUUUCCUCAGUGCAUUUUCCUUGGCUGCCCUUGGACUUGUGUUGUCCGGGGUGGUGGCCACUGGCCCCCAGUGGCUACUGAGCAGGGAGAGCAGGGCCCCUCUGCGGUGAGGUGCUGCUCGGUGUAAAACACACACGAGAUUUUCCAGAUGCAGUACUCAAAAGCAUGUGAAACUCCUCAGUCAUCACUUAAAAUAUUGAUCACAGGUUGAAAUGAUUAUAUUUUAGAUACCUUAGGUUAAAUAAAAUAUAUUACUGAAAUUUCGCCUUCUUUUUGCUUUCUAAAAAUGUAGCUCUUAGGAACUUUGCAAUUACCUACAUGGCUACUUGUGCGUUAUCUUCCUGCUAGGCAGUGCGAGACCUUCUCACAGAUCCUUCAGAAAUGGCAAAGGAAAAGCAAAAAUGGUGGAGAAGGCUGAGCACAUGGCCUCGCGGGAGGCCGGCUCAGAGCUGUUCUGAAGUUGCUUUUGUAACAAUCUAUUCUCAAAGCUCCUUUUCUUUCAAUGGGGCAGGUUGGGGGUGGGGGGGGGCAUUACACCUUGUAUUUUACUUCUCAAUUCAUUUUCUUUCCAUUUUAACUUUAAUUCCGUCUAAUUACUGUAUUGUGAGCUCAGUCAGCAAUCUUGCAUGAACUCUGCAGUAACUUCUGAAGACUCUUGCUCCAAGUGUUUGAUAAUGAGGAUAUGUGCAGGACUAAGGCAACUGUGUGAUGUCUGCACAGUUCGAAAGCCCGCUUUCCUGUUACUUUCAAAUCUCGGGUCAGCAUUUUGGAACUUUUCUGCUUUAAUUUUUCCACACACACCUCUCACUGCGACCACCUACCAUCACCACAACCCAAAACAAAGCAAACAAACAGAAAGCUUGAGCAAGAAUUUACAUCUGGGAAAACGCUUCUAUUCAUCAAGAGUGGAAUUCCUUUUUAUUCCUAUAAUUGACUCACAGCUUCAAAAAUCUGUGAAGUCAUACUUUGGUCACGGAAGUUGCAAGAAACCAUAUUUGCAAACAUUUUAUUUUAAAGAAGGUAUUUAAAAAUAUUUUACAUAUUAGCCACAGAUUUCUAGAAGUGAAGUUAUAAAAAUUAGAAAUUGUAUUUUGCCUUUUGAUGAUAGCAAGUGAAAAGAGAUUGCUCCAAGAAUGUUUUCAAUAAAUUCAGUAUAACUGCAACACAAAAAUUCUGCAUGCAGGCUUCAUACACACACAUUAUAAUUUUAUGCAUUUAUCUUGAGAGUUGUAUAAUUAAUUUUAAAAAUGCAACAAAAAUGUGAAGUCUACUUUGCCAAUAAUGGAAAUGUCUCAUAGAUAAUUUUGAAUACAAUUAAAAUUUU
Pan troglodytes (chimpanzee) is the source of this 6910-nucleotide messenger RNA. RefSeq lists its product as uncharacterized. The transcript has 4 exons. The coding region runs from base 227 to 880 and encodes 217 amino acids. Lineage: Eukaryota; Metazoa; Chordata; Mammalia; Primates; Hominidae. The record is from RefSeq and is a predicted model, not a curated record.